AUGACCACUGUAGCUGAGAGAAGUGAAUCCUCCAUUCUCCCGUACAUCACCGCCACUGGCCCGUUCUCCGAUCCUGACUACGAGCCAGGCCAGGAGGUGCUCGACUUCCUCCACACCAGCCGGAUUUUGGUGAUUGGUGCGGGAGGCCUCGGAUGCGAAAUCCUUAAGGACCUUGCGCUCUCGGGCUUCAAAAGCAUUGACGUCAUCGAUAUGGAUACAAUAGACGUGUCCAACCUCAACCGCCAGUUUUUGUUCCGCCGCCACGAUGUAGGAGCUUCUAAAGCGGAGACCGCGGCCAACUUUGUCAUGGCACGCGUUGCUGGGGUCACCAUUAACGCCCAUUGCUGCCGCAUCCAGGACAUGACCCACGCAUACUACCGGCAGUUCACGCUUGUGGUGUGCGGGCUCGACAGUAUUGAGGCUAGACGCUGGAUGAACGCGACACUCUGUCAGAUCGUCACAGACAACUCGGCCGACCCGCUGGCGCUCAUUCCCUUGAUCGACGGAGGUACAGAGGGAUUCAAGGGCUCCGCCAGGGUCAUCUUACCCGGAGUUUCAGCCUGCUAUGAGUGCUCACUAGACACCCUAGGGGUGCGGACAGUGUAUCCUGUGUGUACCAUUGCGAAUACCCCCAGGCUUCCGGAGCAUUGUGUCGAAUGGGCCAGUGUCUUGGAAUGGCCGCGCCACUGGGGCGAUGUGAAGUUCGAUGCUGACGACCCUCUGGCGGUAGACUGGAUGUAUGCCACCGCGCUCACGCGAGCCAAACAGUUUAACAUUAACGGAGUUACGCGAUCGUUAACCCUUGGGGUGGUCAAGAACAUAAUCCCGGCGAUUGCGCUGACGAACGCGGUGGUGGCCGCUGCUUGCUGCAGCGAAGCCUUCAAGUUGGUCACGGGAUGUACUGCCUCGUUGGAAAACUUCAUGAUGUACAGUGGAGACGACUCGAUCUUCACCUACACGUUCAAGUAUGAGCGCAAGGAGAACUGUGCCGUGUGUGGCUACGACAGCAAGACCUUUACAGCACAGCGCUGGUGGACGUUACAGGACUUUGUCGACCAUAUUGCGGAACAGAAUGAGGUGCAGAUGAAGCAGCCGUCGUUGGCUACGGCUCGCAAGAACUUGUACUUGCGCAAGCCGGAGGCGUUGGAGAAGGCCACCAGACCGAACCUCAGCAAGAAGUUGUGCGAUUUGGUGGAAGACGGGACUGAAGAGGUGGCUAUUACAGACCCCCAGUUGCCGAUAAGUGUGCGCUGCAAGAUUGUGUUUGCGGGGAGCGAUGAAAGAGCGGAGUUUGUGGAUGUGUAAGAACUUAUGUAAGGACUAAAGCAGGAUGAGGUAUUGGAAUGGGAUCAGAAGAAAAAAAAAAGAUCUGAAGGAGGAUCCUCUUUAAUGAGUUCUGCUGAUUGAGCUUGUAUGUUAGAAAGAGCAUUGUGUGUACAUGGUUGUUCAUCCCAGUUCGUUGGAUGUAUAAUGUAUUCCUAGAUAAGUAAUGACUAAGG
Molecule: messenger RNA, 1499 nt
Organism: Babjeviella inositovora NRRL Y-12698
Lineage: Eukaryota; Fungi; Ascomycota; Pichiomycetes; Serinales
Product: NEDD8-activating protein
Exons: 3
Coding region: 1-1305 (434 amino acids)
Biological process (GO): protein neddylation
Cellular component (GO): nucleus; cytoplasm
Molecular function (GO): NEDD8 activating enzyme activity
Source: RefSeq, a predicted model, not a curated record